This is a messenger RNA of Sapajus apella (tufted capuchin), 3361 nucleotides long. RefSeq names its product lysine acetyltransferase 14 (gene KAT14). The transcript is spliced from 10 exons. Bases 433 to 2778 code for a protein of 781 amino acids. Gene Ontology annotation, molecular function: acyltransferase activity, transferring groups other than amino-acyl groups. The record is from RefSeq and is a predicted model, not a curated record. NCBI's taxonomy places the organism in Eukaryota, Metazoa, Chordata, Mammalia, Primates, Cebidae.
UUAUCAGAGACAUUCAGAGACAAAAUCGGAAAAAAGAAAACAUUCGUCUUUUGGGAGAACAGAUUAAAUUGACUAAGCAACUUGAAGCAGAAAGAGAGAUGUUAUUGGCAAAAGGAUCUCAAAAAACGACUUGAAUGUGAAAUAUCAAUGGGACAGACAACAUGAGUGUAUGUGCGUGUGUUGAUGGAGAGUAGCUUAGUGGUGUCUUCAUCUUUUUUUUGGUCACUGUCUUUUUAAACUUGAUCAGGUAAAGGACAGUGGAUCAUAUAUUGUAAAUUACUGCUUUCAGUGUCCCUUAUAUCUGAAUAAAGGAGUGUGGGCAGACGCUCUUUGGAAGUCUCUGUAUGAUCCUGGUAGAAGCUCUGUUAAGGUCACUGUCCAGAGCUUAGGGUUGUUACUGAGAAGCACUGCUGAACUUGUGAGAAGGAAGGGAUGGAUAGUAGCAUCCACCUGAGUAGUCUGAUUAGUCGGCACGAUGACGAAGCCACGAGAACAUCGACCUCAGAAGGACUGGAGGAAGGUGAAGUGGAGGGAGAGACGCUCCUGAUUGUGGAAUCUGAGGAUCAGGCAUCAGUGGACUUAUCACACGACCAGAGUGGGGAUUCCCUCAACAGCGAUGAAGGAGACGUAUCGUGGAUGGAGGAGCAGCUGUCCUACUUCUGUGACAAGUGCCAAAAAUGGAUACCAGCCAGUCAGCUGAGGGAACAGCUCAGUUACCUUAAGGGUGAUAAUUUUUUUAGGUUUACUUGUUCGGAUUGCUCGGCAGAUGGCAAGGAGCAAUAUGAAAGGCUGAAGCUGACAUGGCAGCAAGUCGUCAUGUUGGCGAUGUACAAUCUGUCUCUAGAAGGAAGUGGACGUCAAGGUUAUUUCAGGUGGAAAGAAGACAUCUGCGCUUUUAUUGAGAAACAUUGGACUUUUUUACUAGGAAAUAGGAAAAAGACGUCCACCUGGUGGAGCACUGUGGCAGGUUGCCUCAGCGUGGGAAGUCCCAUGUACUUCCGUUCAGGUGCUCAGGAAUUUGGAGAGUCGGGAUGGUGGAAACUUGUUCAUAAUAAGCCCCCAACAAUGAAACCUGAAGGAGAGAAGUUGUCUGCCUCUACUUUGAAAAUAAAAGCAGCCUCAAAACCAACUUUAGAUCCCAUCAUUACUGUUGAGGGACUUAGAAAACGGGCAAGUCGGAAUCCUGUGGAAUCUGCCAUGGAAUUAAAAGAGAAAAGGUCUCGAACUCAGGAAGCAAAAGACAUUAGAAGAGCCCAAAAGGAGGCCGCUGGCUUUCUUGACAGGAGCACGUCUUCUACCCCUGUAAAGUUCAUAAGCCGAGGCCGCAGGCCGGAUGUGAUUCUUGAAAAAGGAGAAGUGAUUGACUUUUCCUCCUUGAGCUCCUCUGACCGCACUCCGCUGACAAGCCCAUCUCCUUCUCCUUCUCUGGAUUUCUCUGCCCCUGGGACACCUGCCUCUCAUUCUGCCACACCUAGCUUGCUUUCAGAAGCAGAUCUGAUUCCAGAUGUGAUGCCCCCACAAGCCUUGUUUCACGAUGAUGAUGAGAUGGAAGGCGAUGGAGUCAUAGACCCAGGGAUGGAGUACAUUCCACCCCCUGCUGGGUCAGUAGCUUCUGGGCCAGUGGUUGGGGGCAGAAAGAAGGUCAGAGGCCCUGAACAGAUAAAGCAGGAGGUAGAGAGCGAGGAAGAAAAACCCGACAGGAUGGACAUUGAUAGUGAAGACACAGAUUCCAACACGUCUUUGCAAACAAGGGCUCGAGAAAAGAGGAAGCCUCAGCUGGAGAAGGACACAAAGCCGAAAGAGCCCAAGUAUACUCCCGUGAGCAUCUAUGAGGAAAAGCUGCUGCUCAAGAGGCUGGAAGCUUGUCCCGGUGCGGUUGCCAUGACUCCAGAAGCUCGAAGACUGAAACGCAAACUGAUUGUCAGACAAGCGAAAAGGGAUAGGGGAUUACCACUUUUUGACUUGGAUCAAGUUGUUAAUGCUGCUCUUCUGUUAGUUGAUGGGAUUUAUGGAGCCAAAGAAGGAGUUUCCAGACUUUCAGCUGGACAAGCCACAUACCGAACUACCUGUCAGGACUUCAGAAUCCUUGACCGAUACCAGACGUCCUUGCCAUCCAGGAAGGGAUUUCGACACCAGACCACCAAGUUUUUGUAUCGCUUGGUGGGAUCAGAAGAUAUGGCUGUGGACCAGAGUAUUGUCAGCCCUUAUACCUCUCGGAUCUUGAAACCUUAUAUCAGGCGUGAUUAUGAAACAAAGCCACCCAAACUGCAGCUCCUGUCACAGAUUCGUUCCCACCUGCACAGGAGCGACCCUUGCUGGACGCCGGAGCCCGAUGCACCUCUCGAUUACUGUUAUGUGCGGCCGAAUCAUAUCCCGACGAUCAACUCCAUGUGUCAGGAGUUUUUUUGGCCUGGCAUUGACCUGUCUGAGUGUCUGCAGUACCCAGACUUCAGUGUGGUUGUUCUCUAUAAAAAAGUCAUCAUUGCCUUUGGCUUCAUGGUUCCCGACGUGAAAUACAAUGAAGCUUACAUUUCAUUUCUGUUUGUCCACCCUGAAUGGAGAAGAGCAGGGAUUGCAACUUUCAUGAUCUAUCAUCUGAUUCAGACCUGCAUGGGCAAGGACGUAACGCUUCACGUCUCAGCAAGCAACCCCGCUAUGUUACUGUAUCAGAAGUUUGGAUUCAAGACUGAAGAAUAUGUAUUAGAUUUCUAUGAUAAAUAUUACCCAUUGGAGAGCACAGAGUGUAAACACGCAUUUUUUCUGAGGCUCCGGCGCUGAUGUGAAUACAGCUUCCCACAGAGAAAUGCAUGCAUUAUUGGAGAACAGGUCUUUGUGAAGACCCAAAGGCAGUGAUUGAUUUCACAGGGAGCUCUAGUCUUCUCUGUGGUUACAUGGUCCUUCAAACCUCCCAACCAAAGUGAGAAAAGUGGCAUGCAGUGAAAUACAGUGAGCAGCCCUUUAGCAAAAUCACCCUCCAGUCCUUCCUGGAGACGCCUUCAGACAGCAUCUCAGACUUCACAGUUAAAUGAACAAUGUUGUGGUCCUCCAUCCGCCUGACAGCUUGUAAUAGUGAAACCACCUAACCUGAUGCUCUUGGAGAGAGAUUACCUGUCUGUCCUAACCUAAAGAAUGAGAAAAUGUGGGUAGCUAUUAAAGAUUCAUGCAGUCCCCAAAGGCACUGUCGUGACAUGGGAUGAUGAGAGAUUAUGAGGUGAUUUCAUAAAAGGAAUCCAACCCUGUGCCCGGCCAUUGAUGUAUUGUCAUUGAAUCCAGGAGGAUUUCUAGGGCACUGAAGUUUUGUUGUUUCUUUUGCUGACUUUGGUUACAGUCAGAAAAAAUAAACUAGUUGUUUGUGUCUACA